AGAAAAUUUUCCUUUGCACCGGCAUGUCGAGGAAUUAUGUUAAAAAGGAGUAACGAACAACUUGUCAACUUAAUGAAUUCGGGCAAGCUUCAAGACGGUUCAAGCGAGGUAUUCUAUCUCUUUUUUCGUUGUUUUUCUUCCGUCGUCGCUUAA
Enterobius vermicularis (human pinworm) is the source of this 153-nucleotide messenger RNA. Lineage: Eukaryota; Metazoa; Nematoda; Chromadorea; Rhabditida; Oxyuridae. The record is from the annotation of a GenBank genome assembly.